UCCACAUUGCUUUGUUUACAGGUUCGAGUGAAGAAAUAUACUACUCGACAUAUUUAGUAUGAAUACGACAUCAAUUUCCUUUAUCGUGAUAUAUUUAGCAGGAUAAUAUAAGCCUGCUCAAGAUGGAGAACUUUCAAAAGAUCGAAAAGAUCGGAGAAGGGACGUAUGGAGUUGUUUUUAAAGCCAAGGACAAGUUGACAGGGCAGACGGUGGCCUUGAAGAAGAUCCGUCUCGAUGCGGAGUCAGAGGGUGUCCCAAGCACAGCCAUCAGGGAAAUCUCCCUCCUUAAGGAGCUGGACCAUCCCAAUGUUGUAAGACUACUAGAUGUCGUUCACAGUGAGUUAAAGCUAUAUCUGGUUUUUGAAUACCUAAAUCAAGACUUAAAGAAGUACAUGGAUUCUGCUCCUCCGCCAGGAAUUCCCCCGUCACUCGUCAAGAGUUACUUAUUCCAGCUCCUCCAAGGCAUCGCUUACUGUCACUCACACAGAGUUCUCCACAGAGACAUUAAGCCACAGAAUCUCCUCAUAGAUGCCGUGGGGAAUAUCAAGCUUGCGGACUUUGGUCUGGCCAGAGCAUUUGGGGUGCCGGUCAGGACGUAUACUCACGAGGUCGGUGGAACAGUUUCAUUGAUGUGA
Molecule: messenger RNA, 635 nt
Organism: Lingula anatina
Lineage: Eukaryota; Metazoa; Brachiopoda; Lingulata; Lingulida; Lingulidae
Product: cyclin-dependent kinase 2-like
Biological process (GO): regulation of G2/M transition of mitotic cell cycle; protein phosphorylation; signal transduction
Cellular component (GO): cyclin-dependent protein kinase holoenzyme complex; cytoplasm; nucleus
Molecular function (GO): ATP binding; cyclin binding; cyclin-dependent protein serine/threonine kinase activity
Source: RefSeq, a predicted model, not a curated record